Messenger RNA from Penicillium brevicompactum, 3195 nucleotides. RefSeq names its product putative C6 transcription factor. The annotation marks the transcript as partial. Gene Ontology annotation, biological process: DNA-templated transcription; regulation of DNA-templated transcription. The record is from RefSeq and is a predicted model, not a curated record. The transcript is spliced from 10 exons. Gene Ontology annotation, molecular function: zinc ion binding; DNA-binding transcription factor activity, RNA polymerase II-specific; DNA binding. Lineage: Eukaryota; Fungi; Ascomycota; Eurotiomycetes; Eurotiales; Aspergillaceae.
AGUAUGAACCCUAGCAUUUCCAACACUCACCCCCUGCUGGGUUCUACUAGCACCACUUAUCCCUCAUCGAGAGGGUCUGUGGCCGGAGGUCGCCAGAUCACCCGAAAUCGCGCAAGCUAUAGCUGCCACACCUGCCGGCGCCGAAAGGUCAAAUGUGAUAAAACACAUCCGAUCUGCGGAAAUUGCGUGAAGAACAACACCGAGUGCAUAUAUGAUGUAUCGUCGCAAAAGGAUGAGGAGGUGCGCGAGGAACCCUCCCAGCCAGCGCAUGGCAUCAAGAGAAGGCGCAAGACUCCCCGCCCAUUGGAGGAAGAUGUGGACGAACUCCAAUCGAUAUACGGUCACAUGAGGCAGGCGGACCCCGAGACAGGCGAGAAGCCCGACACGGGCGCAAUUGAAUCACGGCUGGACAAAUUGAUGUUAAUGAUUGAACGUCUCGGGGGAAAAAACCAGGCACGCGAUGUGGUGGGGACGCAAGGGACGACCCCGGACACCAAAGUGGAGCCUCGGCAGUUGGAUGACCUUCGGCAACAUAAUCAGUUGAAUGGGAACGGAACCGCGAAAAGAGCCCCCAGUCCACGUCGAGUGGCUGCGGAUUCGAGUGGCGAUGAGUUUCCGAUACCCUCUGGUCGGGCCACGGACUUGGUGGAUCCAGUUGGUACCCUGAACCUUGGGCAUUUGAGCUUGGAGGAUGGCGGGAGGUCACGAUAUGUUGGAACCACGUAUUGGGCGUAUAUCUCCGACGAGAUCAACGAACUAAAUCAACUGCUCAGAGAUCAAAGCCAUUCGCACGAACAGUCAGGGCUGAGUAAGACCCAUGAUGAAUCAACAAAUCCACACUCCAGCGAGGCACAAUCUUGGGGAGAAUCACUAGAAAGCCCGACGCCCUCGACCGUGUCCAGAUCUCGUUCGUUCCGCCAUUCAAUAGUCUUCCCCUCGGGUGAUUCGCCCACUUCGAAUGAGAAAGAAGUGGAACCUGAAAUGCUCGACCACAUUCCAACUCGACGCCAGAGCCAUAUCUUGUACAAAGGGUUCAUGUCUGGCGUGCAUGCUAUCAGCCCGGUUAUCCACCCACCGACUAUCCUCAAGUUGUACAACUCCUUUUGGGACUGGUUCGACUACAACAGUUACUCAGGCGAAUCUUACCCCAACCCGUCAUUUAUCCCAUUAUUAUACGCCAUUUGGUAUGGCGGGUCGGUCACCAUCUCAAUCCGGACUAUCAAAGCCGAGUUCAAUUCCUGCUCACGUUCCGCGUUAUCAACAACGUACAGCGAAGAGGUCACAAGGUGGUUGACCAAAAUUAAAUUCCCGCGCAGCCCGACCCCUCAAGGACUUGCCGCUUAUCUCAUUGUACAAACAAUUGUCUCCAAAGAGGAAGAACCUUUGACGAGCAGUCUUUUCGUCAGUCUGGCGAUGAGAGUUGCACAAACUAUGGGUCUACAUCGAGAUCCAGCCAAGUUUGGCAUAGAGCCAUGCGAAGCAGAGUAUCGGCGUCGCUUGUGGUGGCAUAUCAUGCACAUGGACGGUGUGAUUGCUAUGUCCAGUGGCUUGCCUCCAAUGGUACCCGACGAGACCUAUUCAGAUGUGUGCGAGACCAGCGAACUGAAAGAUACGUUGCUUGGUACCCAGGCAGCUGCAAAGUACCAACAGCAAUUGGCCUCUCAAGGCCGAUUGCCCGACAACCCGGAUGAUCCAAACAUUUGCGGUGGGCCAUCCAUGGUCAACGUUUACUACUUGACCGCGAGAGGAAAAUACAUUAUGGCGCGUGCUGUUCGCCGGAUUCUGAAAAUCCAACUGGGCACGAAGCCUCUCACCCGACAGGACAUGGAGGAGCUUCGGUCUAUACUCCUCGAACUGCAAGUAAAACUUAAUUCCAUAAUAAACAGAAUACCCGAGAGCGAAAACACUUCAACCCCAUGCUCUGCGGCAGGAAGAGCCAUGUCCAUGUCCAAAUCCCCUGUGGAUGCCCGUUCUUCCGACAUCGAACUCCCAGGGGACGGUCCGACUGGAUGCCCGGAGCAAUACCACUCACCGGUUCUUGUUUGCUUCCACAAAUGGGCCAAAAUUAUUCUAUCUUUGUAUAUUGACAAGGCAUUCUGUGUUGCCUACCAACCAUUCCUCAAAAAUGCGCGCAGUCGGAUCUGGCCUGCAGCACGGCAAAGUGCGCUUCGCCAUUGUCAUGGGUUCAUGAAGAAGUUCAUCCAACUUGCAACUGAUCCUGACUUCCAGCCCUUCCAUUGGAGUUGGCCAGGCAACCACCAGCCAAUGCAUGCUACAAUGAUAAUGCUCAUUGAUCUUUACGAGCGACCGUACAGCCCCGAGGCAUCCAAAUCGCGGGCCUUCAUCGACCGCAUUCUUGCACUCUCUGGUCCAGAUGGCGGCGUUGUGGGUGGUGAGGAUGGUAUCUCCACACAACGACCGCUGAAGGACGGUGGGCGUGAAGCGUGGGAUAUGAUCCGCCGCCUUCGUCAAAAGGCCUGGCAAAAGGCUGGCCUCAAUCCUCGCAUGCUCUGGACUGAGAAGGACCAGAUCCAUGCAGGCAUUGCCUCCCCGGGUGUCCAGCGUGCCGAUGACGGCUCUUCCUCUGACGUCGCAGAUUUAGGGUCUCUGGAUAGCCCGGCCAGUGAUCCCAAACCUUACGAUUUCAACAAGAGGUUCUACAACAUUACUCGCUCUCAUACAUUCCUGAACCGCACCACUCCGCCCUCUACCAAAAGCUCGCCUCAAGAUCAAUAUCCUUCCGAGAAACAUGUUCUGCCAACCCUCUCAAAUUCACAAUUCGACCCUCUGACAGGUGCCGCCACCGACAAACCCCCUCCCUUGGAACCCGCUCCGCUAAACCAACAUCACAUGGCGGGGUUGGAUGCACCUGCCAGCAUUCCUUUCCUGGAUCCCGCUUCUCCUAACCCCUUGACCAUGAGCGUUCCAACUCCUCCCAGCAUGGUCGAUCCUAACUUCAAUUUCGAUUGGGAUCAAUGGGAUGCUGUAUUUGGACAGCACCUCCCCGUGUCUGAUGAUCUCAUGGAAUUAGAUCCUGUUGCUGGUCUUGACUUUGCGAAUAUCGUGACAGCCUCUGCCAGUCAAGAGGCGCUUGGUGUCAUCCCACCUGGUGUCUAUCCAUCUGACCAUCCAAGAUCAUCUCCACGCGAUCCAACACGUGUUCCCAAUAUGGGAAAUUGGCCGGCGAAUUAUUAG